AUGUCCAUCCCCGACUCCGCACUCUCCGCCCUCCGCGACAGCCUCACAUCGUCGCUCAUCAUCACCCCGCAGGACGAGGGGUACACGGACGCCAUCCGGAGAUGGUCCGAUACCGGCAUUAAGCAGGCUGGCGUGGUCAUCAAGCCAUCAACCGAAACCGAUAUCAUCACAGCAUUAAAAUGGUCGCAAACACACAACAUCGACCUCGCCAUCAAGGGCGGCGGCCACUCGGUCAGCGGAACGAGUUCAUCUUCGGGUGGUCUGGUCAUCGACCUCACGCGCCUCAACUCCGUCACUGUAAAUCCAGAAUCUAAAACAGCCACCGUCGGCGGCGGCGCAGUCUGGAAGGACGUCGACGAGGCACUCGCGACACACGGCCUCGCAGCGGUCGGCGGCACAGUCAACCACACGGGCGUCGGGGGCCUGACACUCGGCGGCGGAUACGGCUGGUUGAGUGGGAUGUACGGGCUGACCAUCGACAACCUUCUCGCCGCGCGAGUCAUUCUCGCCGACGGCUCGAUCGUCACAGCCUCGGAGAGUGAAAACUCCGAUCUCUUCUGGGCGCUCCGCGGGGCGGGGUAUAACUUUGGUGUCGUUGUGGAAUUCACCUUCCGCGCGUACGAGCAGAAAACACCCGUGUACGCGGGCAUUGUGGCCUUUACGCCGGAUAAAGUCGAGCAUGUCAUCUCCAUCCUGAAUGCGCUCCUCCUGGAGAAGCCGGAUCCCCGCUCGGGCGCCAUCACCAUCUUCGCCCAGCCACCCGGCGCACCCGUUCCCAUGGUCAACGUCCUCGUCUUCUACAACGGCACGGAAGAGGAAGGGCGCGCGCGAUUCGCAGACCUGUUGGCCCUCGGCCCCGUCGCCAAUAUGAUCAGCAUGAUCCCGUAUUCCCAACUCAACGCGCUGCAGAACCCAAUGGCCACCUACGGCGACCGGAAGAGCUUCAAGGGGAUCUUCUUCAACCCUCCCCUAUCGCCCUCGUUCGCGAAAACGGUUCUCGCCGAAUUCACGGAAAAGGUCGCAAGUGACCCGGAUCUCGGCGCGUCGGGCAUCCUCUUUGAGUUUUAUGAUAUGGGCAAGAUUAAUGCGGUUCCCCGCGGUGCGACGGCGUUUGCGAGUCGCGGCACGACGCAGAAUGGGAUUAUUACGCUGCGCUGGUCGGAUGUCAGCAAGGAUCAGGAACAUCGUGGCUGGGCGAGGAAGGUCCAGGAACGGUACAAGGAGGAGUUGGAUAAGGAGGAGAAGGGGAAGGCUGUUGGUGACGGUGGCGUGCCGCAGUAUAUCAAUUAUGCCGAGCCUGGUGACUCGGUCGUGGGCAACAUCUACGGCGAAAACUUUGAUCGACUGAAGGAGCUGAAGCGCAAGUAUGAUCCGACGAAUGUGUUUCGCAAGAUGCAUCCUAUUACUCUGGACUAG
This is a messenger RNA of Aspergillus calidoustus, 1416 nucleotides long. The record is from the annotation of a GenBank genome assembly. NCBI's taxonomy places the organism in Eukaryota, Fungi, Ascomycota, Eurotiomycetes, Eurotiales, Aspergillaceae.